Messenger RNA from Drosophila eugracilis, 1452 nucleotides. Its product is annotated as chitinase-3-like protein 1. The transcript is spliced from 3 exons. The record is from RefSeq and is a predicted model, not a curated record. Lineage: Eukaryota; Metazoa; Arthropoda; Insecta; Diptera; Drosophilidae. Gene Ontology annotation, molecular function: chitinase activity; chitin binding. Gene Ontology annotation, cellular component: extracellular region. Gene Ontology annotation, biological process: chitin catabolic process; carbohydrate metabolic process. Bases 1 to 1431 code for a protein of 476 amino acids.
AUGUGGAGCGGGUCAGAUUUAGUUAGGGUGCUCCUUGGGGCGAUCCUGAUGGCAGUUUCUUCAUCAGCACUAGGCAACGUUUCAAAAAACGUUGUCUGCUACCAGGGUACUUGGUCUGUUUAUCGACCUGGUCUGGGAAAGUUUGGUGUGGAGGAUAUCGAUCCCUUUCUGUGCACCCACCUGAUUUACGCAUUUCUUGGCAUUGAGGAGACUGGUGACCUGAGGGUUAUUGACGCUUAUCUGGAUCUCGAGGAUAACAGUGGACGCGGAAAUAUCAAGAGCUUCAACGCCCUUAAGCUAAAGAAUCCCGUGUUGAAGACUCUAGUGGCCGUGGGUGGUUGGAACGAGGGUUCCAAAAGAUUCUCUAUCGUGGCCAAUGAUCCCUUAAAGCGUGCUAAGUUUGUGGACGACGUAGUAAGGUUCCUGCAGCGCCAUGGAUUCGACGGGCUAGAUUUGGACUGGGAGUAUCCCGACCAGCGUCAUAGUCUGGAAAACGGGGAUCGGUUAAACUACAUAACAUUUUUAAAGGAGCUAAAAGAGGGCCUGGAACCCUUCGGGUUUACUCUCAGUGCUGCUGUGGGGUCCGCCCAGUUCUCCGCUGAAAUAUCCUACGACAUUCCGGCCAUUGUUCCGUAUCUGGACUUCAUCAAUGUGAUGGCCUAUGACCUGCACGGACCUUGGGACAAGGUGGUAGGCAUCAAUGCCCCUCUAUAUGCAGCUGAAAGUGAUUCCAGCGACUCAACCGGACGGCAGCAGCAGCUUAACGUGGACGCUAUUAUUAAGUACUGGCUUUUGGCAGGUGCCCCUCCAGAAAAACUGGUCCUCGGAGUUCCUUUCUAUGGACGCACCUUUACGUUGACAACCGCUGAAGGCAAUCUUCCAGGAUCCCCCCAUAUCGGCAAGGGUAUUGCCGGCAAGUACUCCCGAGAGCCUGGUGUCUUGGGCUACAACGAAUUGUGCGAGCUCAUGCAGCAGGAGGAGUGGAUUAAGAGGUGGGAGCCGACGCAGCAGGUACCCUACGCUUUCAGGGAGCGCCAGUGGGUGGGUUACGAGGAUCCGCGUAGCUUGGCGCUGAAAGCACAGUAUGUGAUGGACCAUCACCUAGGUGGUAUAAUGAUCUGGUCCCUGGAAUCAGAUGACUUCCAUGGCACUUGUGGCCAGCAACCCUACCCCCUUCUUCACGAAAUCAACCGUGUGCUCUUUGGCGACAGUACACCAACUGGCUUGACCACUGAAUCGAACAAGGACAAGCCCAAUGAAGGUUUCAGUUGUCCCGUUGAUGCCCCUGAAGGAUAUGUUCGCGAUCCGGACAACUGCUCGAAUUUCUACUAUUGCAGUGGAGGCACGACUCACAGUUUUGAGUGCCCCAGUGGAUUGAGCUUUGACCUAAACACAAAAAGCUGCAAUUACUCCAGUUCAGUAAAGUGUUAACCUUUAUUUGUCCAACAGAAA